GAUCAACAGGAUCUCCUUGAGCUUCGCCAGCGAGAAGCGGAGCGCCGACUUGCUGCUGCUGAGGAGAUGGCAAGCCAACGUGCUGAAGAACUCCAGGAACUGGCAAGCGAGCACAAAACACGCGUGUCCAGCUUGGAAAGUGAGCUGGUCAGGGCUUGCAAGGAGGAGAAGUCACAGGAAGAGGCAGCUCAAGACCUCAAAUCCGACAUCUCGAAACGAGAGGCAGAGUUGCUGGAGUCUUUGGCCAACUCGGAGGCACAUCAAGCCAGUGAAGCGGCCCUUCGGAAAGCUCUGCACAUGCAAGAAAAGCUCCUGGCAGACGAGAGGGUGGAUCACGAUACUGUUCAAAGGCAGCUGGCCGAGAGCGUUUCUGAAGUUCAGGAGCUGCUGCGAAGCGUCUCCGAUAUGCAAGCUCGGCAAAAGGAGCACGAGGUUCUCAGGCUAAACUUGGAGCUGCGCCAAGCAAGAGCCGAUGCGGCUGCGGAUGCCAAGCUGAAGGAGGCCGCUUCCAUCGAAGCGUCGCUGAGAGAGAAGUUGCAGGACGUUUGGAGCAAGCUGGCAUCGAAAACCGAUCUCAGCUUAAACCCGGACACCUUUGGAGAUCCGCUUCUUGACAGCGUCUUCGCGCAGAAGGCGGCGAAGAUCCACCGGAAAGUGUUGGCGGCCCUGCGCCGUGCUGGUGACGCACAUCACGCAGCCAUAGAGCUUGAGCUCUCCCUGGCAUCGCAGCCGUCUGAUCAUGUUGGAGAUGGUGACCAGGCCACCCUGCGCUCCUUGCUUAGCCGGUCUAACGCUCGAAGAAGUCGUCUUGCGCAAGAAUUGCAAGAGAUGCUGGCGCAAGUGCAAAGCACGUUGCUGCUGAAGUGUGCUGAAGGAGCGGAUGCAGGUUCUGACGAAGAGGAGCUUGCAGCCGAGCGCCUGGAGUUGGAUGCGCAGCUGAUCUCGCAGGAGCUGCCGCUCUUGAAGUCCGAUCCACUUCAUGGUGUCCCGAAAUCGGUCCUCAAGGCGAUGGCUUCGCUCUGCAGCUUGUAUUUGGAGGGCGGGGAGGACAUGGAUGGGCGGCAUCCCAUGCACUGGGCGGCAAAACAUGGGAGGCGAGACGUUAUCGAAUUCCUGCUACGCUAUAUCUACGAAAGUUUGAACCAGCGAGAUCCUGACGGGCGAACACCGCUCUUCUAUGCCGAGCGCGCUGGCAAUGAUGCGCUUGCAGCUUUUUUGAGAGAGAAUGGCUGCGAUGCAAAUCCACAGGAGCCGGUCCAAAGAAGACCUGUCACUGGCACCGUGCCCGAGGCAUUCGCCGAUGUGAUCAAGGUGGUUGAAGAAAGAGGCUGGCAUGCCGUGAAUUGGAUGGAGGGCUUCACGCUGCUCCACUGGGCUGCUGAAAAGGGCCUUGCUGAUUUCUGCAGGUACUUCGUGGACCUCAAUGCUGAUGUCAAUGCUGUUGACAGCCGAGGGCGAACGGCGCUUCAGUGUGCAAUCAACUCCAAGAACUCUGAAGCUGAACUGGUGCUUCGAGAGCUCAUGGGCCUGGUUCAAGCGACAAGCGAUCGCAUGCUUGGAGAUGCCGAGGAGGAACUUGCACAGAUGCAGGAGGUCGCGUCAUCCACUGCUUCCAAUGGGCAGAGCGGAGGGAUUCCAGCGGCCUACGUUCGUGUCAUGCAGCAGAUUGAUCUCAUAGGUUGGGAAAAGAUGCAUUGGGCACGUGGUUUCACGCUGCUGCAUUGGGCUGCCAAGCACGACAGAGCAGAUCUUUGUGAGCUAUUUCUGUGGUAUGGCGCAGAUCCUGAGCAUCAAGACGAUCAGGGGCACUCGGCCCUGGAUUAUGCCCGGAUCCGGGAGCCUCAAGCCUCUGCCGCCUUGGGGUCGCUUCUGCGAGGCAGGGAGAUGAUACUCUUGGCUCCAUGA
This is a messenger RNA of Symbiodinium pilosum, 1905 nucleotides long. Lineage: Eukaryota; Dinophyceae; Suessiales; Symbiodiniaceae. The record is from the annotation of a GenBank genome assembly.